Notolabrus celidotus (New Zealand spotty) is the source of this 2464-nucleotide messenger RNA. It is a transcript of the gene mief2, whose product is annotated as mitochondrial elongation factor 2. The record is from RefSeq and is a predicted model, not a curated record. The coding region runs from base 225 to 1679 and encodes 484 amino acids. Gene Ontology annotation, biological process: mitochondrion organization; positive regulation of mitochondrial fission. The transcript has 8 exons. NCBI's taxonomy places the organism in Eukaryota, Metazoa, Chordata, Actinopteri, Labriformes, Labridae. Gene Ontology annotation, cellular component: mitochondrial outer membrane.
CAAACAUUUGAGGUCAACCGCAAUUCCAAGAGUAGAAGAAUAAGAACAGCUGAUAUCAGGCUGAGUUAUAUUUACUCUCAGUCCGUCAGACCUUUGAAAGUUAUUUAACGAAUUGAAGUUAUAGAGUAUCUGCUGCGUUUCUACAUUAUCAAACCCUGAUGGUGUUGUGUCGGCUAGUUGCAGUUCUCUCCCUGCUCUGUGGCUAACCCCUAAAAAAGGAAGCAAUGAACUUCCAGGGUGGUCGGAGGAGAGGUGAGGAUGGCAUCGCCGUGGUAAUUGACUUCUUGCUGUCUAAUGCCCGGCUGGUUCUGGGAGUCGGGGGAGCUGCAAUGCUAGGAAUCGCUACCCUGGCUGUGAAACGGCUGAUAGAGCGCGCUGGUCGUGCUGCGGAUGAUGAAAAGGUGGAGCAGAAGAUGGCCGAGAGCUGGGAGGAGCUGAGUUUGGUGUCGGCGUCGCCCACGCUGAUCAAGAAGGGCAUAAAGGGUGUGGUGAUGAAACAUGUCGCAAAGGCAACGAGACAACAGAAAGGUAUCAACCGACUCUCAGCUACUGAAAGUUUUCAGACUAAGACACAGACUGACCUGAGCCAGCAACCUCAGAUGUCGUCUCCUGAGGUUCAACCUAAACCUGAAUCAAAGUCCAAGAGGCUCCAGCUGUGCGUCCUCAGCCUGCAGGAGCGGCUGCAGCAGUACUAUCACACCAGGGCGGCCCUCGCUCCACAGGAGGUCCAGAGAGCUCAGUCUGUGGCUCUGGAAAUCUGCACAGAGAUCCAGGGCUUUCUGCACAGCCGACUCCCUGACAUGCCCCUGGGAGAAAUGAGCCUCGGAGGUUCUCUACUUGAUGACCUGCAGGUGGUAAGUGCAGACCAUGCGUGUCUGCUGGUGCCUCUACAGCUUGAAGCCUCACUGUGGCGUCUCAUCCCCGGGGAGGAAACACUGCUCACACACCCACUGCACUGGAUGGUCCGACGGAUCAAUCUGGAAUAUUUUCCCAGAGGACGCAGCUACUGGGACAGGUACCUGGUGGGUGGUUACCUGUCUGCAGAAGCUGUUGUAAACAUGUUCAGUAAAGCUGUCAUGGAAACUAUUAACUGGCCGUCCAUCAGCAGCACUCUGGACUGUCUCGUCAGACCUGUUCUGGGAGGACCAGACCUCAGGAUCGAGAUAAGGCCCGGAGAAGAAACCGAAGGAGCAGAAAGCACUGAUCCACCGCUCUUCAUCACCAUGUUGCCUCUGCUGAGGGAGGAGGAUGUGGUUCUGACCUGCCAGACUGAGCUCACCUCUCCCUGGGUCAAUGCCUGGCAUCUGUCCCUGUACCCGUGGGAGACCCAGCGCCUGGCUCAGCUCGACACAGCUGAUGGAGGAUGCCGCAGACACACACUUAAAAUCCUCAAAGCAGUGUGCAAACUGAACCCGGCCCUGAGAUCCCUCGAGGCCGCUCCGCUGGCCAACCUCAUCCUGCACCUCAGUGACAGUGAGAGCGACUGGUCCGAGGGCAGCCUGCAUGUGAGGGUCCAGCAGUGUAUCACAGAGCUGAUUGGCUACCUGGAACAAGGGGCGCUGCACAGUUACUUCAAGCCGGCAGUGAAUCUGCUGAGCGGCUUGUCAGAGGACCAGGUGGACCAGAUGGGCUUCAUGCUAUACUGUGCUGUGUCAGAGCCGGAAAUACUGCUCAUAUAACAAACAUGAGACCAGCACGGAGGCAGAGCCGUAGUUUUCUUCAGCCAGUCUACUCUUGGUCAUUAGCUUCUCCGUUCUUCUUAGAUACAAGGAAACACAGUACUGCAGGAGUGACAAUAUGGCAGGCACCAUGCACUGAUGUGUACACUAAAGGAGGAGAAGCUAACAGGAGACUGCACAUGGGAAAGUGAUCAAUGAGCUAAGCUAUUCAGUUGAGGAAAUGAGAAGUGCCAAGGAAAGGAGCUAAGGAAGUGGUUAUCAAGAACAAUGUGCCUAAUCACACAAAGCAUAGACAAGUCUGUGUUUAAGUGUCUGUGAUAAUGGUUUUUCGCAGGGUGUCUGGGAGAACAAUAAUUAUCAGUCUAUCCAUUAACAGCAGGGAGGCAGUAGAGUGUAUUGCUUUGGUGCGCUUUUUUUCUGUCUGUCUCCUAAUUGAUAGUCUGCUCUGCAUAAUUCUGCUAAAUCUCCUUUAAUAUAUUGUAGCUAUGCAGAAAUAUACGUCCUGAGUCUGACUUGUUGAUUGUGUGUGUACAUUUUCUCAAACAGGAGGUAACAGUGUCGCAGUAUUUUGUUCGUCUUGUCGCCUAUCUUAUUUCGGUAAACUAACUCUUUAAAUUAUGGUUGCAGUUGCCUAAUAAUUUUAAGCACUUGCUUUUAAACACAGUAUGAAUGUUGUGGCUUUCUCUUCAGUUGUGUUUUCUUGAGUGUUGAGUGAAAGAAAAUUGGAUUUUCUGUGAGUGAAAAGUGACCGCAAAUAAAAAUUAAAGCAAUUGUUUAGAUUCUCA